This is a messenger RNA of Mollisia scopiformis, 2301 nucleotides long. RefSeq lists its product as uncharacterized. The transcript has 2 exons. Gene Ontology annotation, molecular function: acyltransferase activity, transferring groups other than amino-acyl groups. The coding region runs from base 277 to 1941 and encodes 554 amino acids. Lineage: Eukaryota; Fungi; Ascomycota; Leotiomycetes; Helotiales; Mollisiaceae. The record is from RefSeq and is a predicted model, not a curated record.
AUUGAAUGUUCUGCUGAAGCAAGUACAUUCAAUACUGGUCAAUCACCCACGGUACCACGAUCUUCGAGUGUGAAUUUCUCAGACCAACUGUAUCCAAACACCAAGACGACUUCGGCUUCAAGCGAACAAUCACCACAUUGUGCUUUGUUGCACUCGGUGGCUCCAGGUCUCUGGACGGGGAGGGUUGUUGGUGGGCAAUACGCUCUCUGUUUUCUCCAGUCGCAGUUACCUAUGCAAUCCUAUUCGUGAGACAGUGCGGCCCCUCCGACGUUCAAAAUGCCUGCUAUGCUCGAUGACCCUUCCAGCCCCGCCAUCUACCGUACCUCAGGCUCCGCACCCUUCCCAGACCCUCACGACGAACAUCCUCCUUUUCCUCCCGAUAUAUAUCCUCGACAAGUUACGCUCCGUGAUCGGGUUACUGUUGCAACAAUCAUACCGUUCUCCUCUCCGAACCAAGUCCCUCCGUCCCUCCUCGCAUACCUCAGCGAUCAACUCAACACCGAGAUUGACAAUGGAGAUACAUACCCUUUCAUCGAUACUAUGCCGGCGGACAAGUUCUCGUCCUACUGGUUUCAGAACUUUGGAGCUAUCAUGUUACUGGGAAAUAUCGAAAGUGUAGAAGAUGUUCUCGAAGGCAAGAAUUGGGCUGCAGAAUGCUUGGGGAGUUACUAUAUCAAACCAAAUUACCCUGGACGAAGCAGUCAUAUCUGCAAUGCUGGAUUUCUUGUGACAAAUGCGGUCCGCAAUAAGGGUGUGGGAAGGCUUAUGGGAGAGAGCUAUCUGGAAUGGGCUCCCAAGCUUGGCUAUACUUAUUCGGUCUUCAACCUUGUCUAUGAGACGAAUGUAGCGUCAUGUCGGAUCUGGGAUGCGUUGGGAUUCAAACGCAUUGGACGAGUCAAAGGUGCUGGUAACUUGAAAAGUUAUCCUGGGCAAUUGAUCGAUGCUAUCAUUUAUGGACGAGACCUCGGGCCCGAGGGAGAGGAUUUCGUAAGUGAAGAACGCUUCGACAAAAUCAAAUUCUACUUAAAGUACGGAAAAUACCCAGCUGGGGCGGAUCGCGCAGAGAAGAGUAGACUUCGAAGUGCAGCAACGCAUUACAAGCUUCUUCCAGAAUCUGACAAGCUGAUGCUCAAAGACAAAGAAGUUAUCUCGGAUCCACAAAAGCAGUACGAGAUUGCUAGGAAUGUGCAUGUUCUCCAACAUGGCGGGAUCAACAAGACAACAGCAACCAUUGCCGAGAGGUACCACUGGGUUCGGAUCAAAGAGACGGUCAGUCUUGUGAUCAGGAAUUGUACGCAAUGUAAAGAGCUAGGAAAGGCCCCCAUUGUACGCCCAGAUGGUGUAAUUCGACCAGCACCACGGGUACCACCGCCAAACGGUCAAGGUGGCGUGAGUGCUGCUGGAAGAGCUCUCAGCCUGUCUCAGCAGGACCACUCUCAUGACGGCUUUUCAGGCCAAGCUGGUCAGGGAUCUGUGUCUCCGCAGGUGCUCAAUCGAACACUUCCCGGACAACACUCUCAAGAACCUAAUUUCCAGUCGCAACCACCGCAGCAGACAGCACCAAUAGCGCGAAUGCAAGCGGAGUAUCUACCUCUAGAUCCACAGAUCAUGGAAGAUGUGCGGAAUCAUCUAGGAGGAUACAACCAUGAACCCCUCUCCAGUCCUGAUGCUGAAGCACAUGACCACUUCCACGAUGGUCAUGACCAUGAUAAUGAUCAGCAUGACUCUGAUUCCUUUCAAGCAAUGCUUGGUCGUGGACACGGUCGAGAUGGGGAUGGGAAUGAGGACAUGGAUAUGCUAAUUGAUGCUACGGAAGAUGGAGAACACGAGCAAGAGCAUGAAGACGAAGAUGGAGCCAUCAUUCAACUACAAGCUGAAGCUGCUGCAAGGGCAGCAGAAGAGGCAUUGAAAACUGUGGGCAGGGAGUACGGUGGAGGUUGAUGAAGACACUUGAGCUUUUGUGUCAAUGAAGGACCGGAUGAGCGUUAUCCAGAGCUGGAGUAAUUGCUUUAGAGGCCUCCUGGUGUUAGAGACGAUUGCUUCUGCAUGCAAGACCGAGAAUCAUCGGUGCAUGAGGCUUCGAGAUAGCUCAGAGCUUAUAUCAUAAUUCCAACAGAAGUUCCAACAGUCAAGAUACACGAUUGGCAAUAUUAUGAUACUCAAAAGCUUGUGAUACCUAAGUUUGAGAUUUGGUCUUCUGGAUCAACAAUCGAAUCGGUAAUUGUCAGUCCAGCCAUAAGCGAGCCUGCUAGUACGCUUGUCUAGCCUUGUAUCUAAGAUUUAAACUCACGAAAGUCCGUC